Molecule: messenger RNA, 2293 nt
Organism: Drosophila virilis
Lineage: Eukaryota; Metazoa; Arthropoda; Insecta; Diptera; Drosophilidae
Product: CWF19-like protein 2 homolog
Biological process (GO): mRNA splicing, via spliceosome
Cellular component (GO): post-mRNA release spliceosomal complex
Source: RefSeq, a predicted model, not a curated record
UUUGUAUAUCGUAAACAGAAAGUGCGGUAGUGCUCCUUGGUUUGUUUAUCUGUGCACCAUUUGUUUAAUUCGCUUUAAUUGUAGCAUACAAAAUCAUAUUAAUAAAAAAUGAGUUUUAUACAAUUCGAAAGUGCACGCGAAAAGGAGAAAGCACGUCAGGACCUCAGGGAAGCACGCGCUGAACUCUUAGAGCAGGCAAAAUCGAGGGCGGAGGAGCGCAACAAACGCGAAAUUCAAAAGGAGCUGCGCGGCGAAAGCAAUUGGAUGCUGCCAGCGCUAGCUAACAAAUUGGACAAGUUGAGCAGCAAGUCCAAGAAGUCCAGCAAAAAGAAGAGCAAACACAAGUCCAAAGCGAAGUCGUCAAAAUUGAAGAAGUCAUCCAAAAAGAAGCGCAAAAAACACAAACACAGCAGCAGCAGCAGCAGCAGCGAUAACGAUGGCGACAGCGACAGUGAUAGCUCCACUUCCAGCUGUAGCUCUGACUCGGACAGAAAGCAGCGCAGCCGCCACAAGAAAUCCAAAAAGAACCGCAAGCGGAGCGGAAGCAGCGCUGACGAGUGGGUGGAGAGCGCGCCCGCACAGGCUUUGGUGCAGCGGGACAGCUGGAUGACGGACAGCGCAGCUCUAAUGCUGAAAACCUACUCGAAGGAGCGCAAGGAACCAGCCAAGCCCAACGAGAAGCUGCAGCAAAUCGAUGCUUAUGACCCGGCCAAAAGCUGCCACGAGCUGAAUCCCUAUUGGAAAAGCAAUGGCACCGGCCUGCCGGGCUUUCAAAAGCCCAAAGCCGACGAAGAUGAAGAGGAUGCGCACCCAGCCAGCCACGCCAGGGCAAUACAACAGCCACGUGGCAGUACACGCAGCUGGCAAAAGCCCGGAACAGUCAAGGACUGCGGCAGCAGCAGCAGCAGCAGCAGAAAGAAGCGUAGCCCCUCACCAGCUAACUCAGCUACAGACGCCAGCUCCGGCGAGGAAAGUGAAACGGAGCCAACGCAUCUGACGGAUGAGCAAAUCAAUGAAUUGGCCGCCAAAGCAAUUAAAGCCGAGCUCAAGGGCAAACCCGAACUGGCGGCUGAGCUCAACAAGCAGCUGGAGACGGCACGAAAGCAACGCACCGAACUCCUGGCCAGCGGCAAAGCGCCAGCAGCAAAGCCAAGCAAAUCACAGCAGCGGCAGGAACGCGAUCACGUGCUGCUCACACGAACCGAUGCCAGCGGCAAUGUGCGUCCACUUGUCCAGUCGCGCUCGGCAGCUGCCCAGGCGGAUCCCAAUGCGCUAUACGGCGGACGCAAGGGCCAAAAGCGUGGCCAAAAGAAGGUGGACACGCAUGUGGAUGGGCAGCGGGUGCGCUACUUUGCGGACGAUGAUCGCUACGAUAUCAAGCAAAUGUUUGAGCGCGAGAAGCAUGCGACCGCAGCUGACUCAAAUCUGCAGUACGCCGACAUCGUAUCGAAGCACAAGAAUCCCAAUGAUGAUCUGGAGGAUAUAUUUGCGGAUCGGGUGCGCAAGAACAUCACGGAGGCGGAUGCGGAGCAGCGUGAACUGCAGCAGGCAAUACGGGAGCACGAGAAACUGGCCGCAACGCUGGAGAACUGUGAACGCUGCUUUGACUCGGCCAAGCUGGACAAGCAGCUGCUGGUUGCCAUGGGCAACAAGAUCUAUCUGAGCCUGCCCUGGCACGUCGGCCUGCAGAGCGGCCAUUGCAUAUUGACGACCAUGCAGCAUGUUUCGGCCAGCACACUGCUCGACGAAGAUGCCUGGGAGGAGCUGAGCAACUUCCGCAAGGCACUGACCCGCAUGUUUGCCGCACAGCGCAAGGAUGUUGUCUUUUAUGAGAUCGCCAACAAGCUGCAUCGGCGUCCGCAUCUCACCGUCCACUGCAUACCCAUACCGGAGUCGCGGGCUGAGAUGGCGCCUUUCUAUUUUAAGAAGGCCAUCGAGGAGUCCGAGCAGGAGUGGUGCAUUAACAAGCAGCUGAUCUCACUGCGACAGAAGUCCCUGCGCGCUGCCAUACCCAAGGGUCUGCCCUAUUUGUGGGUGAACUUUGGCAUGGAUGCGGGCUUUGCUCAUGUUAUCGAGGAUCAGGAACGUUUUCCAGCCAACUACGCACAGGAAAUUAUUGGUGGCAUGUUGGAGCUUAAUCCGAAUUCGUGGCGCAAACCGCGCAAGGAGCAAAACUCCAUUGCCAAGGUCAAGUCGUUUGCGGAGGCAUGGCAAAAGUUUGACUGCACCGAACACUAGGUCGACGCACUAAAACCAACUUCGUAAAAUUUAAAUUUGCUACAAAAAAAAAAAA